Messenger RNA from Sinocyclocheilus anshuiensis, 2704 nucleotides. Its product is annotated as AP-4 complex subunit beta-1-like. The transcript is spliced from 11 exons. NCBI's taxonomy places the organism in Eukaryota, Metazoa, Chordata, Actinopteri, Cypriniformes, Cyprinidae. Gene Ontology annotation, biological process: intracellular protein transport; vesicle-mediated transport. Bases 139 to 2352 code for a protein of 737 amino acids. Gene Ontology annotation, molecular function: clathrin binding. Gene Ontology annotation, cellular component: membrane coat; clathrin adaptor complex. The record is from RefSeq and is a predicted model, not a curated record.
CACGCUUCCUGAUUGACAUAAAUACGCUCCGAUGGAUUCUAAUAUUCAGUUCUCACUGUUAUUUUUAGAUGAGUGUAUGUUGAUUUACUGUUUUUAAAGUGAUACAGGAGGCACAAACCAGAAGACAUCAUCAAGACAAUGCCUUAUUUUGGCUCGGAGGAGAUGGUAAAAGAGCUCAAGCGAGCUCUGUCCAAUCCAAAUGUUCAAGCAGACCGUCUCCGGUACAAAAACUACAUCACCAAAGUCAUCAGGUACAUGACACAGGGUCUGGAUGUCUCGGCUUUAUUUAUGGACAUGGUGAAAGCCAGUGCUACAGUCGAUAUUGCUCAGAAGAAGCUGGUUUAUCUGUACAUGUGCACCUAUGCCAGUGACAAGCCUGACCUGGCGCUGCUGGCCAUCAACACGCUCCGUAAGGACUGCGCUGAUCCCAAUCCCAUGGUGCGAGGGUUGGCCCUGAGGAACAUGUGCAACUUCAGGAUGCCGGGAAUGACAGAGUACAUAGAGCAGCCCAUUGUUGCUGGUCUGCGGGACAAGGCCAGUUACGUAAGGAGAGUCGCUGUGCUUGGUUGCGCCAAAAUGCACAGUCUGCAGCCCAACACAGACAUCGAUGGCACUAUAGUGAAUGAGCUAUAUGCUCUUCUGAGGGACCCGGACCCUGUGGUUGUAGUGAACUGUCUUCGUGCCUUGGAGGAAAUUCUCAAAGAUGAGGGUGGUGUGGUUAUUAACAAACCCAUUGCUCAUCAUCUUCUCAACAGAAUGAAGGACCUGGACAGUUGGGCUCAGAGUGAGGUCCUCACCUUCCUGCUACGUUACCGUCCUCGUAGCGACGACGAGUUGUUCGACAUCCUCAGCCUUCUAGACUCCUUCCUCCAAAGUGCUCACGCACAUGUCGCUGUUGCCACGCUCCGCCUCUUCCUUCAGUUAGCCUCCGCCCACCCGGCUGUGCAGGCCGACGCCCUCCUGUGCACAAGUGCGCCCCUGCUGGCCACCUGCGGUGCUGCGUCACGCGAGCUUCGCUUUGCUGGCCUCUGUCACGUACAGCAGGUCAUGCGGAGUCAGCCGGGCCUUUUCGGCACACAUUACAAGCGCUUCUUUUGUGGAUACUCUGAACCGACUUACAUUAAGUUUCGCAAGAUGGAGAUCCUGGUGGAGCUGGUGAAUGAUGAAAAUGUGGCUUUGGUUUUGGAGGAGCUGAGAAGCUACUGCACUGAUGUGUCUCCUGAACUGGCCCAGGCAGCCAUUGCCGCUAUAGGUCGUAUUGCACAAACAUACAGUGAAAAGUGUCUGGAUAUCCUGACCGGACUGCUGGCAUUGAAACAGGAUCACAUCACGUCAGCUGUGAUCCAGAUGUUCAGGGAUUUGGUGUGGUUCUGUCCUCAGAGCACAGCCGCUGUGUGUCAGACCGUGGAGGCCUGUGUUGACAGUCCUCAAGAUAGUGAGGGAAAGCAGGCUCUGUUAUGGCUUCUGGGAGAACAUGGUGAUCAGAUCAGUAGCGCCCCCUAUGUGAUGGAGGGCUACAUAGACGGGCUGAAGACUGAGCUGUCCUCGGCCGUGAAGAUGGAGCUGCUGACUGCCUCGGUCAAGAUGUUCCUGUGCCGCCCCGCUGAGACUCAAGACAUGCUGGGCCGUCUUUUACAUUACUGUAUUGAGGAAGAGAGCGACGUGUGUGUGCGUGACCGGGCUUUGCUGUGCUACAGACUUCUUCAGCGGGGAGUUGAAGAGACGAGGAAGGUUGUAACUGGACCCAAAUCCGAUCCGUCCAUGAGUGUUCUCACCGGACGGCAAGAAGAGCCCAUUAGUCAGUGGGCCUCUACCUUCAACACACUCGGCCCGCUGUCUGGAUGCGAUUUAUGCCCUCAGACUGCUGUUAUAUCAGCCGCUGACCAGCCAUCCAGCAGCGCAGAAAAGGAGCUGUUGCCAGAAAGUACAGAUGUAACCCUCUCCAGCCCAGAUGACACAGAAGAGGAGAUCAGUCUAUCUCUGGGUCCUCCUUUAUCCCAUGAGACUUUUGAGAAAAUGUGGCUGGACUUGGAGAUUCUCCAAAGGCAAACUAUGGGUUUCCCUCGACCCAGAACGGCUCUGGAUACGUUACAGGCUGCCUUACAGCUGGUGAAGAUCCAAACUCUGGCCUUCACCCCGGGAGCCACUGUGCCGUGGAAGGCCUACAUUUACACCAGGAGCACUGGGACCCUGAUCCUCGCCGAACUGCUGCAGGGGGACCAGCAUGCCCCUGGCAUUGAUGAAAGCCUAGUGGUAUCUGUCAAACAGCAGCCCGUAAACCAGCAUGCCAUCAGAGGAUUUGUUUCAAUACUCAAGGGUGUGCUGCAGACUCUUAAUGUUGAUAGUUCAUGAAAUACAAAAGUCUGAACUAUUGCUACUACUAUUGCUUUGAGGACAAUGUACAGUGUAUUACAGUAUCUAAGCUGGAGCAUUUUCAACACAAAUAACCGAAUGGUCUUUCUAAACACAAAACCCUGUUGGAAUCUACAGACAGUUAAAUCUGCUUUUAGCACUGUAUGACAUUAGCUUACUCACAUGCAAAUUUAGCACACCUAUGGUGCAGUAAACCAAAGCAUGUCUCUUUGCAGGUACGAGGAAGUUCAAGAUUGCUAUUUCAUGCAGGUUCCCCAACAGAUCUGUAUUGUAUACCUUGUAUGCUUUUCGCAGAUAAGUCAAACAAAUUAUACAUUUGUGGUAUUCUGAU